UCCCACAAGAAGAACAACAACCAGAAGAACAAGAUUGUUCGUUCAUAGUUUUACUUGGAAACAGUUUUUUGUAAGUAUCAUACAUGCUGCAUCUUCAUAUGAUUGGAUCCCAUGACCACCUGAUCUCUACAAAGAUUUGUAUGGACUCCCUGAUUCUUGAGAGAUAAUUAAGGGAAUUCAUUUAAAAAUAGCAAUGAAUGCCCUGAUUAUAAAGAACUUCAUUUUUAACAUAAAGAGGGCUUUUGUGUGUACUGUGUAGGACACGUUAGGUCCCUUAUCUCUAAAUUCAGUUAACUACAAAGGUCAGGUGUUACAGGUGUUUAAGCACUGAUAUAUAAAGGAAACUCCUUUACAGCUUUGUGCACUACACUCAUACCUGUACUCUCUGUCAUUUGAAACUUACUGCUGAGCAAGAAUAGCUUUUAUUUCUUACGACUACAUUUCCUGAUUUUCUCUCUCUAAACAUCUCAACAAAGCAGCAAUAAUGAGUUCUUGUUCGGGACCAGAAAAUGCCAAAGUUUUAGUGGUAGGUUCAGGUUUUGCAGGUUUGGCUGCUGCAGCCAAGUUAGUGGAGGCAGGAUUUGAAAAUGUCCUGGUUCUUGAGGCAAAGGAAAGAGUUGGAGGUCGAGCGCACACCACUAAACCGUUCAGCGAGAAUGUCAUUGAAGUUGGAGCUAACUGGAUCCACGGGCAGAAAGGAAACCCUCUGUUCAAGAUUGCGAAAGAGGAGAACCUGCUAUCUGAGGGACCUUCUGCACGCAAAAACAUGUGCCAGCCUCGUUCUGUAACUCCUCAAGAUUACUUUUUCAAAGAAGAUGGGAAGCAGGUGUCCAGAAAAGUUGUAGAUCUGGUGAGUUCGUUCUUCAGCAAGCUCACCGAUAAAGCUUUUGAUGAUGAACUCCAGAGCAGGCACAGGAAACUAAGUCUAGGUGCUUAUCUGGAUGAUGCCUUCGGUGAAGCUCCUCUAGCGGCGACAGAGGACGGCCGGCAAGUUUUUGAAUGGUGCAAAAGAAUCGAAUGCACAGAUGAGGCUUGCUCUACCCUCUACGAGGUUUCUGCGUCUCAGAUUAGCAAUUACACUGCUCUAGAGGGAGGAUUUUUUAAUACUUUGGGACCUGGUGGCUAUCAAGCAAUUUUGGAUCUUCUCCUGAAAGAUCUGCCUUCGGGAACUAUCCAGUGUAGUGCACCGGUCAAGAGCAUCCAAUGGGACUUGGUCAAAAAAGGUAGUGGUGAAGAUCAAAGGUAUCCUGUUAAGGUCGUCUGUGAAAAUGGACAGAGCUUUGAGGCAGAUCAUGUGAUUGUCACUGUAUCUCUGGGGGUUCUCAAAGACAAAGCCACAACCAUGUUUGAGCCGUCCUUACCGGAGAAAAAGCUGUCUGCAAUUGAGAAUCUUGGCUUUGGGAUAGUGGACAAAAUUUUCCUGUUUUUUGAGGAACGUUUCUGGCCAGACGACUGUUCCGGGGUUCAGCUGGUGUGGAAAGAAGGGCCUGAAGAUAAAGAUGUUUAUGAGUCUCUGUCUGAAGGAGAAACCUGGAAAAAGACGUGGUUCAAGAAGAUCACUGGUUUUGACACAGUGGCUCGUCAUCCCACGACUCUGUGUGGCUGGAUCACAGGUAGAGAAGCUCUGUAUAUGGAGAAUCUUCAGGACAGUGAAAUCGGAGCCAUCUGUGUGAGGUUGCUCAGGUCUUUCACGGGCUGGUCAGUGCCAGAAGUCUCAAAGACACUGAUCACCAGAUGGGGUUCUGAUUCCCACGUCCGUGGCUCCUAUACAUUUGUUCCUGAUGGUGUCAAUGGAGUAAAAGCACACGAGGCAUUAGCGUCACCUCUUCCCCCUAAACAUAAAUCCAGAGGCAGGAAGCACCUUCAGGUGUUGUUUGCUGGUGAAGCUACACAUGUGAACUUCUACACCACGACCCAUGGAGCGUACCUCACAGGCGUCAGAGAAGCAGAACGACUCAUAAGCUAUUACGCCGAUUGAACAUACAGUACCAAAGAGAGGGCAACAUACAUUAGCAUUUCAUGAAGAUUACAUUUUAUGAGUUGCAUAACAUUUUAUAGACUUGCUCUUACACCCCACAGACUUACACAAGUCUUGUGUUCAAACGACCCAUAGGCUGCCUGAUAAACAGCGGAUCCUAUAUCCAAGUGAUCUCUGAACCAAGCAUAUCUCUGUCUGGUUAAUUGAUAAACUACAACAUGUUGUGUGUGUAAUACUGAUGGAGAAAUAUUCUUUCCCACAUUCCAAACAAUGUUAAAUAAUAUUUUCUAAAAUUUAAUUAAAGUAAACACUGUAAUAUUUAAAGAUUAUUUAAAAAUACUUCACAUACUGCAGCACAAAUACAGUGCCCUCGAGUGAUAUAUGCAGCAUUAUCCUGGAAAUUUGCACUUGAAUUGUUUUAAAAUUGCCUCAAAAGUUUUUAUUUUUGUUUGGUCAAUAUGCAAUAUGGUGGACUUCUGCAAUGCCACAGUGCCUUAAAUAAAUUAUUUCACAGGGAA
Messenger RNA from Pimephales promelas (fathead minnow), 2496 nucleotides. RefSeq names its product spermine oxidase. NCBI's taxonomy places the organism in Eukaryota, Metazoa, Chordata, Actinopteri, Cypriniformes, Leuciscidae. Gene Ontology annotation, molecular function: polyamine oxidase activity. The record is from RefSeq and is a predicted model, not a curated record.